AUGAAAGCUUCCAUCAUUAUCCUAGCAAUUACUCUAACUUCUGCUGUCAAUGCUUUGGUCUUCAAUGAAGACAUUUACAGAUUACAUUAGGAAGAGUUGUUAGAAUAAUAUUAUCUGAAUCACAAAAAUGAUAGAAAUGGGCUAAUCGCUAACAAAUUGAAACCUCAAUAGAAGAUACCACCUGAAUUUCUCUAACCAAUAGGAGCUUGUGGAAUGUUUAACCCCCCACCUCAUUGCAGAGAAGCUCACUAAAUAAAAAACGACAAUGCCAGGUUUGGUUAUCGCUCUGCCUUGUAACCUAAUAAAUUCAAUACUCCAAAAGUUUAAGGAGUUGAAGAUUUCAAUUCAUUCUCAUUCAGAUGUUAAUAAUUCGGAGAAUGUCAUUCAUUAGGUUUUAACCCCGAUUAAUAAAUUCCAGCAGAUCUGAAAGAUCUUAUAAUUCAAUUAAAGAAAAGUUAGAUGUGA
This is a messenger RNA of Stylonychia lemnae, 465 nucleotides long. Lineage: Eukaryota; Ciliophora; Spirotrichea; Sporadotrichida; Oxytrichidae. The record is from the annotation of a GenBank genome assembly.